CAACAUCCUAUCACAGCCUUUCCUGGUGGCCAUUUCACCUUACCUACUGGUGUCACAAGCCUCUAAGCCUUACCGACUGGUGUCACAAGCCACUGAGCCUUACCGACUGGUGUUACAAGCCACUGAGCCUUACCUGCUGGUGUUACAAGCCACUGAGCCUUACCUGCUGGUGUUACAAGCCACUGAGCCUUACCUGCUGGUGUUACAAGCCACUGAGCCUUACCUGCUGGUGUUACAAGCCACUGAGCCUUACCUGCCAGCAUUUAUACUUUGCUUUUAUUUUUGUUGGAAAGUAAAAGAAGCAGAAUUGAACUUUGUUCAAUCAUAAUGCUUGUUUUCUGACAGAUUUGGCCAUAACCAAACAUGAAUGACAUUUCUACAUUUGGGAAUUAUUACUUCUGUCUGAGUGGAGAGAAAUACCUGCCCAGAAAUUCUCCUCAGCCCUGUUUAGGGAAUAGGAGACUCCAUGACCAUGUUGACCAGUCUUCUGCUUCUCAGUGCUGCCUUUGCUCUGGGAGAUGCAAAUUCAUUGCUAGAAGAAGACUUGUGUCCUUCCGGUUGGACCAAAUAUGGAUCACGCUGUUUAAUGUUUGUAAAGACUACAAGGAGCUGGCCUGAAGCAGAGCGGUACUGUGUGUCCCUUGGUGAUCAACUGGUGUCUGUACCCAACGUUGUGAAGUACCUUGGCGCAAACCUGGCAUCUGUGCACAGCUCUGAGGAGGACCAGUUUCUACAGGCGUUGGUCUUGGUCAAGACUGUUGGUUUCCCUCCUACCUGGACUGGAGGAUUUUAUUCGGUUAAGGACAGGCGGUGGUUCUGGAGUGAUGGCUCCGACUUUGAUCACCAGAACUGGGCUAAAGGAAGGCCUGGUGCUGGUGCCAGAGAGUCUUGUGUUCAUAUCAACUUUGGAGCUGAAUCUUCAGGUCAACAGCGCUGGGACAAUGCAUUAUGUGAAAGGAGCUUGCCCUCUGUGUGCUCCCUGAGGCUCCUGCCGCUUCGCCAGAGUAUCCAUUAAAAGCAGCAAUGCUAUUCCGUAGUGUCUGCACCCUUAAUACUUCAUGGUAACGUCAAAAUACUUAGUUGUUGUUAAAUGAAGUCUGUUUCUACACAUGUUGAGGAAUUGUUUGCAGCCAAUAAAAUGUGGACACUA
Oncorhynchus kisutch (coho salmon) is the source of this 1150-nucleotide messenger RNA. Its product is annotated as ladderlectin-like. The record is from RefSeq and is a predicted model, not a curated record. Bases 467 to 1015 code for a protein of 182 amino acids. The transcript has 6 exons. NCBI's taxonomy places the organism in Eukaryota, Metazoa, Chordata, Actinopteri, Salmoniformes, Salmonidae.